This is a messenger RNA of Patella vulgata (common limpet), 6439 nucleotides long. Its product is annotated as tyrosine-protein kinase Abl. Gene Ontology annotation, molecular function: non-membrane spanning protein tyrosine kinase activity; ATP binding; protein binding. Gene Ontology annotation, biological process: protein phosphorylation. The record is from RefSeq and is a predicted model, not a curated record. The transcript is spliced from 12 exons. Lineage: Eukaryota; Metazoa; Mollusca; Gastropoda; Patellidae. Bases 211 to 4083 code for a protein of 1290 amino acids.
UCAAGAUGGCGACUGCCGAUUAAUGGAGGAAGUAUAGACUUUUAAAUGAAUUUUGGUCGACGUUUGCUCAAUAUUAUGACCUAAUACAUGGAAAUAUAUUAAUCGCAACUUUCAACCCUUAGUGUGUAAUGUAAAAAUGUGGAUUAAUGGUGGCAUACCUGAAAGUAAAGGCGAGAAUUAGGGCGAGUCAGCCGCGCGCUCGUUCGCAGAAUGGGUGCUCAGGCAUCAAAAGAAGUGCGAACGAACACUAGUAAACCUAAAGGAAAGACAAAAGAAGCCCGUGUUCCAUCAGUAAAUAUAUUUACUGAACACAAUGGAAGCCUUUUUUCCUUUUCAGAAGCCUUACUCCAGAAUCGUCCACUUCCUGAUGCCCCUUUAGAUCCAACAUCAAAAUGGAUGUCAAAGGAAAAUCUUUUAGCUGGUCAAGAAGAAGAUCCAAACUUGUUUGUGGCUUUGUAUGAUUUCCAGGCAGGGGGAGAUAACCAGAUCUGCAUUGUUAAAGGUGAACAAGUGACCAUAUUAGGAUAUAAUAAAGGUGGCGAAUGGUGUGAAGUUAAAAACAAAGCUGCAGACGUAGGUUGGGUUCCUAGUAAUUAUAUCGCUCCCGUCAACAGUUUAGAAAAAUUUUCUUGGUAUCAUGGUCAGAUAUCACGUAACGCCUCAGAAUAUCUUCUCAGCAGUGGUAUAAAUGGCAGUUUCUUGGUGAGAGAAAGUGAAAGUAGUCCAGGUCAGAGAUCAAUAUCAGUGAGAUACGAUGGACGAGUAUAUCACUACCGAAUUAGCGAAGAUUCUGAUUUAAAGGUUUAUGUGACAUCUGAACAUAGAUUUAAUACAUUAGCAGAAUUAGUACAUCAUCACUCCAUCCAUUCUGAUGGCCUAGUCACCACAUUACUGUAUCCAGCACCAAAACGUAAUAAACCCACUGUCUUUGGUUUUAGUCCUGAACCAGACAAGUGGGAAAUAGAGAGAACUGAAAUAGCUAUGAAACAUCGACUUGGUGGUGGACAGUAUGGUGACGUAUAUGAAGCAAUAUGGAAAAGAUAUAACAAGACAGUAGCUGUUAAAACUUUAAAGGAAGAUACUAUGGCCUUAAAAGAUUUCCUAGAAGAAGCCUGUAUUAUGAAGGAAAUCAAACAUCCAAAUUUAGUACAAUUACUAGGUGUUUGUACUCGGGAGCCUCCAUUUUAUAUUAUAACAGAAUUUAUGACCCAGGGUAAUUUAUUAGAUUUUUUACGUACUAAUAAUAAAGAAGAUUUAGGACCAACAGUUUUAAUGUACAUGGCUACCCAGAUAGCAUCUGGUAUGGCACAUCUAGAAGAAAGUUUAUUUAUUCAUAGAGACUUAGCUGCUCGUAAUUGUUUGGUUGGAGAAAAUCAUCUGGUAAAAGUGGCUGAUUUUGGGUUAGCGCGUUUGAUGAAAGAUGAUACAUACACAGCUCAUGCUGGUGCUAAAUUUCCUAUUAAAUGGACAGCACCUGAGGGUCUGGCAUUUAAUCGUUUUUCUACUAAAUCAGAUGUAUGGGCAUUUGGUGUAUUAUUAUGGGAAUUGGCUACAUAUGGUAUGUCUCCAUAUCCCGGUGUGGAUCUAACAGAGGUUUAUCAUCUAUUAGAAAGAGGCUACAGAAUGGAACGACCAGCCGGUUGUCCAGCUCAUGUUUAUCAACUAAUGCUCAAGUGCUGGCAAUGGGAACCGAAAGAUAGACCAACAUUUAAGGAAAUACAUUAUCUAUUAGAAAAUAUGUUUGACAUGUCCAGUAUUAGCGAAGAAGUGGAAAAAGAACUAGAGAAAAACGAUAAAAAGAAAGUACCAGGUCUUCCGUCCAAGAAAUCUCGUGCCCAGACUAUUGAAAAUUCAGAUUUUAUGGAGGGAAGAAGCAGUGCAGGACCCACUCCACCAUCAGGUAGACGUGUUCUGCCUCCACUUGAUGAUACAGAUGUUAUGUUACGUCAGGCAUCUGAUGCCUUGAGUCGUAAAACAUCUAAGAAAAAGGCAGGUCCAGCUCCAACCCCACCCAGAAGAACAACAUCGUAUCGAGAUAGUCCUAGUGAACAACCUGAUUUAGAUUCUGAACUAAAAUCACGAAUGAAGCUUCAGAAAGCAAAAUUAGAAAGUGUAACAGUUGUUGAGGAUAUGGAGGAUCCAGAUGGUCUCGAUAAUUUAUCAGCUGUUGAUCCAGCAUCUAGAACUGCUAAGAUUACUUCGCGCUCAAAACAUGAAAGUGGCUCACCUAAAUUUCAACCGCGAGAUGCCUAUCCAUCACCUGAUGACAGUGGAACAGGAAAAUCAAGCUCAGAUAUUUUAAAAAUGGCUCAGAUAGAUAAAUCAAAAUACCUUAUUUCUGAACAAAAUGCACGAAAUUUUGAACCAGGAACAACAGAGAGGAGUAGUGGCAGACAACGUAUCCUGCAUCGUAGUGCUAGUCAUGAUCAGAAAAAAGUGCGGCCCGAAAAAGAGACGAGCACAAGUGAAGAAAGCGCAGAAGCUGGACAACAUCAUGCUCAAACAGGUGGACAAUAUCCUAAAAAGGCAAUUCCCUUACCGCAACAUUCACAGUCGGUUCGUAAAAAAAGUACGCCUCACCGUCCAGAUGUCCAACAUAUGAACUGGACUGCCGAGGAUGGAGAUAAGAGAAAUGGUAGUGGUCAGCAACUUAAAUUAGGUAAACUCGAUGUAACAAAUGUAACAAAAGCGAUUAAUCGUUAUGGACCCAUUCCAAAAGGUGUUCGAAUAGGAGCUUAUUUAGCUUCUAUGGAAAAUGAACAAAAUAACCACAAUCGUGAAUUAUCAACAAUAGAUGAUCAAGAUUCUGGAACCGAUACAGCUAGUGUGAUAUCAUGUCCUCAAUUAAAAGAAAAUGGUAAAGUUUAUGCUAAAGGGGGACGAGGAUUAGGUGGGGGUCAGGCUAAUGCUGAUGGUGAACAGGGGAUAAAACAAACCCCCAAUUUAAAGCCAUCGGCUGUUGUCAAAUCACAAUCUUCACAUAUAAUAGUAGAAAGUCCUAGCACAAAUGCGAAACCACAGUAUUCUAGCUUACUUCAACGCCAUAAAUCAGAUCUGACGUCCAAGAAAGGUAACAAUUUGUCUGGAAGUAAAACGGAUCUCACUUCACAUAAAUCAGAAACAGAUCUGACGAAUACGGGCGAAGAUCAGUCGCCCAAUAGGGCAGACACACCGGUACAAAAGCCAAAACCCAGUCCCAGAUUUAGUAGAAUUUUUGCUGAUGUACAAGAUCAAAUGUCGGCCAGUGUUAACUUUGGAUCACCUCAGGAUAAUGGAGGGUCAUUCCGAGGUAUUCAUCAAAAGCAAGACUCUGACCCUGGACCUCCUCCAGGUGAAGCUUCUUGGGGUCCAAAUACCUUUCAUGUCGGUGAUAGUGCCAAGAUUUCAAGAACAGCUUUCCAUUUGAAAGCUAAGUCAGCCGACGACAGUCUUAGUGGUGGUGGUGAGGUAGAUCCCACAUUGGAUAGACAGAGGAAGGACAGUACUCAAAUCCAACCAGAAGAUCAAACAAGCAAAGUUUCUUCAUUUAAACCUUUUAAUAAAACAAAUACUGUUAAAGAGACCAACUUGGAUCAAGUGACCGCGGAAUUAUUAGCUGGAAAUAAUGCAAACCAGGAUAAACAAAAAGAUGAGACCAUUUACAAACCUGUGUUUCCUUCUUUAAAACCUGUUGGAGGUAAAUCUCCGGAUCCUAUGACAACUUCCGUCAUCGAAUUAUCCCAAAAUCUUGAUCCAGUAUCUUCGGAUUCGGACGCUCCAGCUGUUUCUAAAGAUGCUAUUUUGAAUGCAUCAGACAAACUUAAAUCGUGUAUUGAUAAACUGGCUUUAGUAGGGAACAAAUCUAGCACAAAUUUCAUGUUGUUGUCUGAGGAAGUGCAAGGAUUUUACAACCUGUGUUCUCAAUAUAUAGACUCGUUACCACCACACGCAAAGUUUCACACACGAGAACUCUUGUCUCGAUUACAAUCCCAUAGUCAGAAUUUAAAAACAUACACUAGUAAUACUCCAUCGGGAGGUGGUCGCCUUCUAACAGACAUUCAAAGCACUAAUAAAGAAAUAAUGACCGUUAUAGAGAGGUGCUAAUUAGGUGUCUUUGAAUGAAUGGAUGAUAGAAAUAAUAAUUUAAAAAAUAAUAUAAUGUGACAUGGAUAAAAGUGAUUACCUAUUAGGGUUAAUUUUAUUUGUAUAACCUAGUAUUUAUAAACGGUGAAUAUUGGCGAUCGUUGAUUUAGGCAUUUGUGUACAUCAAUAACUUUGUAUUAUUUCAUUUUAUGGUUGUUGAAAGAAACUAGUAAGAUUAUUGCCGGAUUUUAUUUAUUGAUAUUGAUUAGAUUAUUUCUCAAAACUUAAAAGCAAAAGAUCAGUAAUAAUAAAUUGUGUUAGAUGAAUGAUUUUCGAAUUUGUAAAAUUGUCAGUGUUUUGGAUCACUAGUUAAUGUGGCUAAAAUUGUGUGAAGACAGUUUUUUGCGACCAUUUGCAACCUCAUUGUACAAUAAACCUUUUUUCAAUGGCUUUGGACAAAAAAAAAAAUGGAUUUACUCAUCUGUGUGUAGAUGUAUUGGAUAAUGUGAAAAGGAUCAAUCACUGAUGUUUUUGCGUGUGACAAAAUGAUAUUUAAACGCUAGCAUGUUUUGCUUCAAAUUAUAUAUUUUUUCUAAGUUUUUGUUAAAUUAUUACAUAAUUUGUAUUCAAUGUUAUUGCAACUUUCAUGUUACUCAUCCGAAAUACAUACGUACAUGAUCAGAUUAUUAAUCAAGGUUUAGAUUGUAUCAAUGUCUUAAUGCCAUCAGAUUAACAUAAUGGUUUCAAGCUUUGGACUUUCAUAUUACACAUUAUUUUGCUAUUUUUGCAAUUUUUACUUCAAAAAUAUGAACAUUAUAACAUGCUUGUAUAAAUACAGGAUUAUUAUGGUUUUGUUAGACCAAAUCGCCAAAAGCAGGAAAGCUCGACACACGUUUCUUGAUAGAUAUUUGUAGAUGAACAGUAUUUAAAUAAUUGUUUAAAACAGUUAUAUUCAAUCUUGUUAGAUUCUCAGCUAUUUUCUUUUUGUGUAAUGUUUGUACAUGUAGAUAGUCCAAAAUAUAGAAUUGCUCAGAAUUCAAUCAAUUUGAAAUGUUAAGGUCACAGUUGAAGUGAUGAAGAUAUGAAAGUAGUAUAACAGUGUACUAUUCUGCCUUGUUUAUAGACUUAUUUUAAUGGUGAACUUUUGUACAUUCAGUUGUGUUUUAACUUGUAUUUUAAAGCUAUGAUAGUAUUUACCAAGCUCUUGUAUAUUGUAUAUAGAAAACUGGUUAUAUUCUACGUAUUAGAUGAAAGAAGUACAAAUGGAACAAAAUGCUUUAUAUUUUUUAGCCCAAUCACUCAUAUACAUAUAGAUGUGUUAUAUAGAAGUAUCUUAUAUAAAUAUAUAGAAAAAUUUUCCUACAUUUUUAUAAGCCAUUUGUUUGUUCACCUUUAAGAAUUAUCAACUGACUCAAGAAUGUCAUAUUUUUCUCAUACAUGGGCUUUAUGAUAAAAGCGUAAAACAAACGGCUAAAUAAUAUUAAUAGCCUACAUUGAAUCCCUUUAAUUCAGACUUUUUUGCAGAAGGCAAAAAGUUUAGUCUUCAACUUUUUCAUUUGUACUUGGUUGACAGACAAAAAAAAAUUACCAAAGUCUAAUGAAAUGCAUUACAUGUAUCAUUUAUAUUACUGUGUUUUGCCUUGGUCCUUCUUUGAACUGCAAACAAUUUAUACCAAUUAUUACAAACAUGGCUUAUAGAUUUAUACAAGUGAUGCUUUCCUUUCUUGCUACACUACAGGGUUUUAUUAUUCUUUCAACAAGUUCCUUUAUAUAUUAUAUCUUUAUUUUUCAUCAAUUGUUUCCUAUAUGUUAUUCUAAUUUGACAUUUAUAGAUUUACUCAUUUCACAUUAAGAGUUAGCUUCAUUAUUUUCACAUAAAUGUACAUGUUUGUCAACUAAGUUCUAAGAAGGUCUAAUUAAUCUGCAUCCAUUCAAUGAGGGGAUAACUUCUGUUUUCAAAACAUGCAACUACACCAUUCAUGAAUUUGAUUUUAUGUGCAUCUAACACAAAAUUAUCAAAAUGCAAACUAUCUUAUUUUGAAAUGUUGAUUGUCUUGAUAUCUGAUUUGGGUAGAGCACUAGGUUGCGUUAAAUAUUCUAAUAAUCAAGUAUUGUGAAUUUGUCUCUUGGAACUGGCUAAUAAGGUUGUAAAUUUACUGUCAAAUUUAUUCAUUUCUGCUCAAGUAUUUGUUUUCAGUAUUGUAAGUAUUAUGCACCCACAAUUAUAUAAGUACCAUUGUAGAAAUAUACAUUUUAUUUAAUCAGAAUUUUAUUUUGUGUUUACUUAUAUUAUGUAAUUAGGUAAUGGCAUUUAAUUAAACUAAUCAUUUAUUUCAUUUCUGAAUGAGCGUAGAUCUAAGAGCCAUUCUUCAUUUUU